ACAUCUAUCUGUUUGUUAAGAACAACUGUCCAAUGAUCCAACGCUGCAAAUGCAUUAUAAGUCAACAAAACAACAAUUAAAACACACCCUGAGAGGGAUAGAUAGAUAGAUUGAGAGAAACCCUUUAACUCUUGCUUUUACUACAGAGCAACAGAAGGUGGCCCUCCGUGUAUAUUUCUAGUUUUUGUACCUUUCCUUCUUCCAUUACUGUCUUCUCUUCUUCUCUUUCAAACAUAAAUAAGUGAGCUGGUUCUGUGUUUUUCUAAUAGGAUAUAUGAGGCCAAAUCCCAUCUCAAUCAACCCUUUAUUCUCUCUUACUGCCUUCAAUUUUCUUUAGUCUUUCUGUGCAAUAUUGCAGCCCUUAUUCUUCAAGAAUUGAUGUCUGGUUUGUAUAAUCAGAUUUCCUCACCUUCAACAGCGAGGGCCAAUUCACCAAACAUAAACAUGAGAAGCAGUUUUGAUGUUGAAAGUCAGUACUUAACGGAGCUGCUAGCAGAACAUCAGAAGCUUGGACCUUUCAUGCAAGUCCUACCCUUAUGUACCAGGCUCUUAAAUCAAGAGAUUUUAAGGGUUUCUGGAAAGAAUGGAUUGAUGCAGAACCAAGGGUUCGGAGACUAUGAUAGAGUGCAGUUUGGAAGCCCCAAACCCAACCUUAUGCCUUCUUUAGACGUACAACCAAAUUUUACAGGUUGGAACAGCAUGUCGCAUGAAGGUUUAGCUGGAGUUCAGGGACUAAACGUGGAUUGGCAAGCAGCAUCAGGUGUACCAAACUCUAACAUUGUGAAGAGGAUAUUGCGCCUGGAUAUUGCUAAUGAUAACUAUCCAAAUUUCAAUAUUGUUGGACGGCUUCUUGGCCCUAGGGGUAAUUCACUGAAGCGAGUGGAGGCUACCACAGGUUGCCGUGUAUAUAUCAGAGGGAAAGGUUCAAUAAAAGAACUUGAUAAGGAAGAGUUGUUAAGGGGAAGACCAGGCUAUGAGCACUUAAAUGAGCCUCUGCACAUUUUGAUUGAGGCUGAAUUACCUGUAAAUAUUGUUGAUAUAAGGCUGAGGCAAGCACAGGAGAUCAUAGAAGAGCUACUUAAACCCAUGGAUGAGUCACAGGACCUGUACAAAAGGCAACAACUGAGAGAACUUGCUAUGCUGAAUUCCAAUUUUAGAGAAGAGAGUCCUCAACUCAGUGGCAGUCCCUCCACAUUCAACUCCAAUGAAAUGAAACGGGCCAAAACAGACCAAUAGUGUGUCUACAUUGCCAAAAUGUGUCAUUUGAUGUCAGCUCCUGCAUGUAAAUUCUGUGAAGCAGCAAUCAGAAAACUUCACAAAAAGACUGAAACAAUACCGGGGUACAUAUUAAGUCACAAUCAAUUGCACCAAUAGGCUUGUAAAACUAGGAAAACUUCAUUAUUAUUAUUAUAUAUUUUGACCGAUUGAUUAGUAUAUGUAUGUAUAUCUGCAAUGUCUAUAAACACAACUCUGUUGGGAGUUAUAAACUGAUCAUCAUCAUUGCUAUUA
Vigna angularis (adzuki bean) is the source of this 1509-nucleotide messenger RNA. RefSeq names its product KH domain-containing protein At3g08620. Bases 379 to 1236 code for a protein of 285 amino acids. Gene Ontology annotation, molecular function: mRNA binding. NCBI's taxonomy places the organism in Eukaryota, Viridiplantae, Streptophyta, Magnoliopsida, Fabales, Fabaceae. The transcript has 7 exons. The record is from RefSeq and is a predicted model, not a curated record. Gene Ontology annotation, biological process: regulation of mRNA splicing, via spliceosome. Gene Ontology annotation, cellular component: nucleus.